Messenger RNA from Knipowitschia caucasica, 747 nucleotides. The record is from the annotation of a GenBank genome assembly. Lineage: Eukaryota; Metazoa; Chordata; Actinopteri; Gobiiformes; Gobiidae.
AUGACGUACCAGAGUCCAGUCAAAAGCAAGAAGCAGAAGAAAAAGAACCAAACCCAAAUGAAGUUGUCCAUCAAUCGGGUCAUACUAAAACUGAGCUCCACACACUACUACUUCACCAUGAAAGCCAUAAUUCAGCGGGUCACAAGUGCCUCUGUGACAGUGGGAGAGGAGCAAGUCAGUUCAAUAGGACGUGGUUUGUGUAUACUGCUGGGUAUAUCCGUGGAUGACACAAAGAAGGAUGCUGAUUACCUCGUUCGAAAGAUCCUCAACCUGCGCCUUUUCGAAGACGAGAACGGGAAAAUGUGGACUAAGAGUGUGAUGGAGAAAGAGUUGGAGGUUUUGUGUGUGAGCCAGUUCACGCUGCAGUGCAUUUUAAAGGGCAACAAGCCGGACUUCCACGCCGCCAUGCCUGCAGAGCUCGCCCAGCCCUUCUACAACAGCAUCCUGGAGAACAUGAGAAGCUCCUACAAACCCGAGCUCAUUAAAGACGGACAGUUUGGAGCACGGAUGCAGGUUCAUAUUCAGAAUGACGGACCUGUUACCAUCGAUCUGUCGUCGCCCUCUGGACCCUCAGACCCCAAACAGUUGUCAAAGCAGGAGAAGCAGCAGCAGAGGAAAGAGAAGACACGCUCCAAAGCGGAGCCGAGGGAGACGUGUCCUCUGAGAGGGAGCCAUAGAGCACCGGGACUGAUGCAGGGAAACAGGUUAUUCAGGAAGGCCCUAUACCUCCAGGAUGUUGUCACCUGA